AAGAAGCGGCGGCGGCGGCGGUGGUAGUGGUGGUGGUCAUGGCGGAGUACAGUCAUGCGGGCCUGUUAGCGGCUUUGGUUUUGUUCUCUGCGAUCACUUUUCGUGAUAUUUAUGUUGGCAAGUCCAGUCUACAGCAGUCCAAACGGCCUGACGUAUCUUCGAACUCACGGUCUGAGCCCGGCAGGCUGCUUAAACCGUCUCUGUACACCGGUCCUGUGCUCCGGUUCCAGUACUGUAUUUCCUGAGGCUACAGCAGAGUGUUCGAGAAGUACUCGCAGGCCAUCAGCCAACUGUACCCCGACAUCCGCGUGGAGGGACACAACUACCCUCCUACCCCCUUCAACAGGUACAUGGGGAAUUUCUUUUCAUACUUAAAGCUGCUCGCUGUUAUGCUGAUCAUCACUGGACAGAACCCUUUUCCUCUCCUGGGCCUGGCUACACCGCACGCCUGGACCUGGACUCAGGACAACAAGGUUUUUUCAUGUCUGAUGGCGUUUUUCCUGAGUAACAUGCUGGAGAUGCACUUCCUGUCUACUGGAGCCUUUGAGAUCAGUCUAAAUGAUGUUCCAAUUUGGUCAAAGCUGCAGUUGGGUUAUGUUCCCAACAUCCAGGAGCUCUUCCAGAUUCUCGAUAACCACCUGAAGAUGAACCAGGUCCAUCAGAUGAGCAUGACCUCCACUUAGUGCUUCAGCUGGUGUGCUGCCUUCAGGUGUCCUGUCCAUGUAAGGCUGUUGCACGUUGGCAUCCAUGAAGGCCUGGUCCUAAAGCAGUGCCUCUGUGGGGCCUGGCUGGAUGUUUCCGCCACGAAACGCCUGCAGCUGAACUCCACCUGCAGUGUACCUGUCAGAAGGGCUGAUGUUUCAACCAGAUUCAGUUUUUGUUGGCUUGUUUAUUUGUGUGCAGAAGAAAGUGUGAACCAUAGAGAUGUAUACGAGUACUCGAGAGCAC
Molecule: messenger RNA, 948 nt
Organism: Thalassophryne amazonica
Lineage: Eukaryota; Metazoa; Chordata; Actinopteri; Batrachoidiformes; Batrachoididae
Gene: selenot2
Product: selenoprotein T, 2
Exons: 6
Biological process (GO): cell redox homeostasis
Cellular component (GO): endoplasmic reticulum membrane
Molecular function (GO): thioredoxin-disulfide reductase (NADPH) activity
Source: RefSeq, a predicted model, not a curated record